Messenger RNA from Entrophospora candida, 467 nucleotides. Lineage: Eukaryota; Fungi; Glomeromycota; Glomeromycetes; Entrophosporales; Entrophosporaceae. The record is from the annotation of a GenBank genome assembly.
AUGGAAUUAGAACCACCAUUGAAAAAGAUGGAUUUAAUAAUAUCAUUACAUUCAUAUAAGGUUGAAUUAUUGGCACUUGAAGCAGGGAAUACAGAAGGUCCCAUGGAUGAUACCAAGUUCUGGCAAGAUCAUUCUAAAAUCAAAAUAGCACAAGGUGGACGAUCUAUUCCCUUGUAUACAAUACUUCAAAAAUUUUAUUUUUUUACUGAGAUGGUGACAUUGACAUUGCCAACAAUUUUAUCUGAGAUGGAAGACCUUUUGCCAGAUUUCUUGGAAAAUCUUCUAGCAUUACAGCAUACACAAAUAGAACUGGAUGCAAAGAUUCGAAAAUAUUCUCAAAAAAGACUCUACUCCAUCUCCACUUCAUCACUAUUGCACGAAACUACAGUGUCUCUUUUGAAAAAAACAAAAACUAAGGAAAGAUCCUUUUUGUAUCUUAGUCAACUUAUACUAAAUAAAAUAAAUUA